Molecule: messenger RNA, 1594 nt
Organism: Dermacentor silvarum
Lineage: Eukaryota; Metazoa; Arthropoda; Arachnida; Ixodida; Ixodidae
Exons: 5
Coding region: 794-1030 (78 amino acids)
Source: RefSeq, a predicted model, not a curated record
UCGGUGCGCGCUUGCAGAGUUGCACUCUGACGCACAUUCUGCCUGAAGCGCGCCAGCAAAGCUUUACGCACAUGCGCCACAACCUGAAGCCCACUAUCUUAUUUCGUUAUCCGUGCGACUAUCUUAAGACGCGGGUCACGCACUUUCCGAGAUCUUCACGCCCGAACAUACGAGCGGGCUAGCUUGCCAGUCUUUUAUGGACCCGCUGAUACACAGAACCGUAAUUUUCGGUGACAGCGGCCACCCGUGCCUGAUUAGCCCGCAGUGUCGAGGCUGCGAAGAAACAUCGGUCACGCGCUGGAAAGGGGGGUCCAGACGGUCUCGUAACGCUUCGCGCUUCCGACGGCUCGGAGCUUUUGUCUUCGAGGACAGCGAACCGACGGCUGUUACACGCUUCAGGACACCAGGGUGGGCCUGACGAUGACCACGCGCAGCGCGGAACACGGUGGAAAUGACUGCUGUCGCCAGAAACGGCAGCAACGGCAGCGGUGGCGACCGGUGCCAGCGUGAGGCGGAGAAAGCGGCGAGCUAGCCCGUGACGUGCACGCACGCCUGUGUUCUCGGCGAUCAGGGUAGACGCAUUUCUGUCGUGUGCUCGGUCCCGUAUAGCCUCCCACAUUUUGCCUCUCUAAGACGUCACCGGCUUCGGAGACCAGGGGAUUGCACACCGUUCACGGACGACGACGACAGAUCCGUGGCCCGCCGCACUGUCCCCGCAGCUGGAUUUCCAGGCUAUGCGUUGACUUCAGCGGCUGCACGAAACCUUCCAACUUGGCUCCAACAAAAAUAAGCCAUGGCUCGAACUGUUGUGCUGGCCGCAGUUUGCUGCCUGGUGGGCGUGGCUUUCCUGCUGCUCGUCGAGCCUCCCGUGGGCGUGUCGGCCGUCCACCUGGCCUACAUCGGCAAUACCACCGCCUGCGAUAUCUGCGACGAGGGCGUCGACUUCUCUGGUCGCAACUUCAUCUGCUGCCUGGCGCACAGCAAGUGCUGCGGGCCCGACAGCCUCGACAGGAAAAGACGGAGCCUGUGAGAUGACGUCAGUAAACUUUUCCCAACUGCACCUGCGCAGAAAAAGCAGUAUACCCUACUUGGUCGACGAUACACUCGUAUUCGCAUACAGACUGCUUCGAGUGGCUAUUGGACUGCACGAAUUCCGAUAAACUGCAUUCAGGCGUAGUGCAGCUAUAUUCAACAAUGACGAGUGCUAUUUAUGGCAUUUUGUACAUCUGAAUAAGGAAAUGUCAUCAUAAUACAUGCUGUGCUUCCCCCCCCCCUUUUUUUUUGUUCCUGUUACGGAUGUUAAAGAACUGGGGAAACAACUUUUCAUGGUCAAGCGGGUUUGUUUGAGCUGUCUCAUAGUCGUAUACAACAUUGGACUGUUCUAAUUAAAUUUGCAAACGUGGCCGAAAUUUAGGGCAACCUACUCGUUACACUCGCGAAUCUCUCGUUGCUUUCUUUUUUUUUAUUCCUUUGUUGUUGUUGUUGUUUUUCCUGUCAUCAGAAGCAGUUAACACAUUUUAGUACUGUUGUCCAGACCAUCUUUGCAUCACGUUCACUUCGUAAGACUGUCAUGAAUAAAGGAUGUGAAAAAAAA